This is a messenger RNA of Bipolaris victoriae FI3, 1668 nucleotides long. RefSeq lists its product as hypothetical. NCBI's taxonomy places the organism in Eukaryota, Fungi, Ascomycota, Dothideomycetes, Pleosporales, Pleosporaceae. Gene Ontology annotation, molecular function: ATP binding; nucleic acid binding. Gene Ontology annotation, cellular component: mitochondrion. The coding region runs from base 1 to 1668 and encodes 555 amino acids. The transcript has 2 exons. The record is from RefSeq and is a predicted model, not a curated record.
AUGCCUCCACCACCAAAGCGCAAGUGGCCUCGCGGCAGAGGAGGAGGAGGCGGUGGCGGAGAUCGUACAAAUGGAGGUGCAGCAACACCCGGGACGUCAACGCCUCGCUCGACAAUGUCGCAGCAGCCCAAACGCCCGAAGAUGGAAAACACGCAGCCAACUCCCGACACGAGCGUCGAUGUGCGACAAAUGUACAGCACGGCGGCAGGCGAUGCGGCCCCAAAGCCGUUUUCCGAGUUGAAGGAUAGGCUACACCCAGGAUUGCUUGACGGUUUGGACAAGAUGGGAUUCCAAUACAUGUCCCCGGUUCAGCAAAAGGUUCUAACAGAGCUUCCCUCACUAUCAUCCGACUGUGUUGUCCAGGCAAAGACGGGUACAGGCAAGACGGUGGCUUUCCUACUUCCCGCAAUUCAGAACCUCCUGGCUGGCAACAUGCCCCCAAGAGGCAAGGUCGCUAUCCUCGUCAUCUGCCCCACGCGCGAACUGGCUCUGCAGAUUGCCAAGGAGUGCAACGGUGUGACGGCAUGUCUGCCACAGAAGAUGGAGUGUCACACUGCGUUUGGCGGUACCUCGCGUGCGUCGAAUCUCAAGGCUUUCAUGAACGGCAACCCUACUGUUCUGGUAGCAACACCCGGAAGACUGGACGAUAUUCUGGGUGAAGAGGAAGUUCGCGACAAGUUUUCGCACUUGAAGACGGUGGUGCUAGACGAAGCCGAUCAGAUGCUGGAUGCUGGCUUUGCACCUGCAGUCAAGAAGAUCCUGAGACGCAUCCCACCAAAGAAUGACGGCUGGCAGGGUAUGUGCUUUUCUGCAACGCUGCCCAAAGAAGUGCUCGAUAUUGCAAAGAUUGUCUUAUUCCCCGGCUACACGCAUCUCUCGACAGUGGAUCCCAAUGAAGUGCCCACGCAUGAGCGGGUGCCACAAUUUUUCAUUACUGUUCCUACCGUUGGUCAAACGUUUCCUGCACUGUCCGCAUUGAUCGAGGAAGAAUACAACCAGAACCCUACGGACUUCAAGGCUAUUGUCUUUGGCACGACGGCAAACGGCGUGGGUCUGCUCUACGACCUGUAUCGCAACGCACUCCCUGAGUUCCGGCUAUUUGAGCUGCACAGCCGCAUGUCGCAGCCCGCUCGAACGAAGACGACCAAAGACUUCAAGGAGGCGUCAAGUGGAAUUCUAUUUGCAUCUGACGUGGUUGGGCGCGGCAUGGACUUUCCCAAUGUUGGGCUCGUAAUCCAAGUGGGGCUCCCUUCGAGCACCGAACAAUACGUCCACCGCGUGGGUCGCACGGCGCGUGCAGGCAAGGAUGGACGCGCAGUCAUCAUCCUAUUCGAGCAAGAAUCCUUCUUCCCACGCGUCAACAAGACGCUGCCCAUCCAGCCGUACCCUGUCGACAUUGUGUCGCGACUGGCUGCUCACCAGCCGAAGAUUGAGCGGGCCUUUGUCGACGUGGAGGAAGUGUCCAAGUCGAAAGCGUACCAGGCUUUUCUGGGCUACAACAAGACGUUUGUCAAGAAGCUGCAGCUGUCGACGGCGGAGCUGGUUAAGCUGGCGAAUGAUUAUGCAUAUACGAUGGGGUGCCCUGAGCCGCCGAUGCUGGAGAAGUCGACGGUGGGCAAGAUGGGGCUGAAGGGGGUGCCUGGGUUACGGAUUGGGUCACGGAAGUAA